AUGGCUGGUCCUUACAUUGUAUUUUUUGAUACGUUUGUGCACAAUGGACAAACACAGGAAAACACUGAUUGUGUAAGAUUCAAAAGUGGAGUUCAGCUAUUGGAACUUCGAAUUCUCCCGUUUGGUUCUGUUGUCGAGAGUAACCUGUCUGACGAGGCUAUAAUUGGGGCCACAAAUCCAGCCUCGUUUGAUGUAACAUUGUAUAGUAAUAGUAGGACCAACUGUGUAGUCCUUCAGAACAUAAUCAGCCAUCAUUUUGAUGAGAAAAACGGAAUAAACUGCAUCACCCUCAAAGAACCGGUGCACUCUAACUUUCUUCUGUUUCGAGGCCGCUAUUCGACCUUGACCGUGGCCAUAUUUGGAAUACCUGCUUUAUCUUUGAAUCAAACACUCCCUCCUGAGACCAAUCUUUCUGUACCACCUCCACAGCUAGGACUGACCACUUCUGCAAGUUCAGGUAAGAUUCAGCGGCUAUUCAAUGAUUCAUUCUGUUCGCCAGUUCCCACUUAUCAGACAACAGAAACUCCGAUAUUUGUGAAAUCAGCAGCUAAUGCACCAGCGAGCUCUGCUGAUGUUCAGCCAUCGUCCCAACCAAAACAACCCCCAAGUCAAUCAAAACAGCUCUCUAUUGAUACUGUAAUCAGCCGAAACGAGAGACCCCAUACUCCCUUUACUACCGAUGAGGAGAAGAAGGAUGACAUAUCUGAACCACAAGACGGUGGUGGGUUGUAUGAAGAUGGGGAAAUCCAGGAUAUCGAUUACGAAGAAAUAUCAUCAAACGAGGAAAUUUUCUCCGAUGCUGAUGAUGCCGAUCUGGCGGAGCUGCGCUGGUCAUUGCCUGGAUGGGGACCCCGAGACGGGCCACAUCAAUGGCUAGAGACAUUGUCAGUUAUGGCCCAGUCGCGCCCUCAAUGA
Molecule: messenger RNA, 915 nt
Organism: Opisthorchis viverrini
Lineage: Eukaryota; Metazoa; Platyhelminthes; Trematoda; Opisthorchiida; Opisthorchiidae
Exons: 8
Coding region: 1-915 (304 amino acids)
Cellular component (GO): RNA N6-methyladenosine methyltransferase complex
Molecular function (GO): RNA binding
Source: RefSeq, a predicted model, not a curated record